AUGGGCUGGGUAAAGUUCGCCCUCGCACUUUGCGCGAUGGUCAUGCUCGUGGAGAAUUUCGAGACUCCGAAGAAAUGGCUGCGCACCAAGCCACCGAGGCUCAGCCUCGUACCAGUGGUGGUCACGGUGCUCAUGAGAGCGGCCGAUAUAGGCCUCCAUGCCGUCAACAUCGCCUGCACGGAGAGGAGAAUUCCCUCGAUGCAUAUUUACGCAGCUGGCGUGGUCCUGGCUCUUCUCGGGAACGCGGUCACGAUUGCAGGUCUGGCGAAGGAAAUGCGCCUCGCGUAUCCCGAUCCGAAGCGUUCGUGGUGUACUUCCCUCGAGGAAAUCAGUUACUGUGCUCGUCUGGUCUGGAUUGAGCCCACAACACCAGGUGCUUCAGGCGAGACGGAACUGGUGGAACUCCUCCAGCUCCAGGUGGACUACACAUCAAGACCUUGGAUGGGCAAGCUAUGCCAAGGUCCAUCCGUGCCGUGCUCGUCUGGUCUGGGUUGA
Molecule: messenger RNA, 495 nt
Organism: Zymoseptoria tritici IPO323
Lineage: Eukaryota; Fungi; Ascomycota; Dothideomycetes; Mycosphaerellales; Mycosphaerellaceae
Exons: 1
Coding region: 1-495 (164 amino acids)
Source: RefSeq, a predicted model, not a curated record